This is a messenger RNA of Daktulosphaira vitifoliae (grape phylloxera), 550 nucleotides long. It is a transcript of the gene Sem1, whose product is annotated as 26S proteasome complex subunit SEM1. Gene Ontology annotation, cellular component: proteasome regulatory particle, lid subcomplex; proteasome complex. Bases 184 to 426 code for a protein of 80 amino acids. The transcript has 3 exons. Lineage: Eukaryota; Metazoa; Arthropoda; Insecta; Hemiptera; Phylloxeridae. The record is from RefSeq and is a predicted model, not a curated record. Gene Ontology annotation, biological process: double-strand break repair via homologous recombination; mRNA export from nucleus; proteasome assembly.
ACCACUCUAAAACCGUAUAGGUUAUGUGCAUGACUAUUAGUUAUUUUAACUGAAAACAAUAACAAUUUGAAAGAUAAUACGAUCAUUUACGGUCUUUAACUCAUAAAAAAAGUAUCUAGUUAAUUUAGUUUAUAUUAUUCUUUUAAUCACGAAAAUUAAUUUUUUUAUUAUUACAAAAUAGAAAUGAUCAUGUCAUCGGAACCAAAACCUGAUUCUGAUAAACAAAAAAAUACUCUAGACGUUGGUUUGUUGGAAGAAGAUGACGAAUUUGAAGAAUUUCCAGUUGAAGAAUGGACAAGUAAAGAUGAAGAAGAUAAAGAAGCUAAUGUUUGGGAGGAUAAUUGGGAUGAUGAUAAUGUAGAAGAUGACUUCAGUGUUCAACUACGGGCUGAAUUUGAAAAACAAAAUAUUCCUGCUGAUUUUUAAAAUGAGUUAUGAAUGCUUUCAAAAUGUUUGAAUUAAAACAAAAUAAUGUAAAAUAAAAAUAAUUAUAAAUUUAUUUAAGUACUAUAAUUAUAUGAUUUUAUUAUUAAAGUUUAUUUUAAAUCUA